AUGCACAAACUGCACUUCAAAGAUACGCCGCAAGAACAAUCCGCGGGCAGAUCACAAAAGCGGGCGAGCAAACGAAAACGGAAACGUGAUUACCUUGACCAUGACGACGAACAUAAACGCGACACGUCAUCGAAACGACCUCACGCCAGUGCGAGCGGAGAUCUUCCGCCGCGCAAAUGGGCAUCGAGCGAUGAAGAUGACGCCGGUUCUAGUUACGGUCCUCACCCAGUAAACAGUUCGAAGAUACCAUCUGACUGGAAGGAAAACGCUCAUAAACCUGACUAUGACACCAUCUAUGCUGAAUUGGAAGAGCAACGCUUUCGGGAGAAAAUGUUUGAUGCACUAGGGGAUGACGAGAGAGUAGACUCCUUAGAGGCUCGGUUCAAUGACUUUGGACAUGUUCCAGACCGCUGGAGAAGUGCCGGAGGCUUGAAAGCAGGCGAGGGCAUCCGCGAGGAUGACUUUUUGAGGUUAGAUCCACAGAACAUGGAUGAAGAGGAGUACGCGGAGUGGGUGAGAACUGGAAUGUAUAGGAAAACCCACGCAGCCGAAUGUGCUGAAUAUUUGCGUAAAAAGGCAGCGAAGGCAGCACGACGUGCAGAGGAGAAAGCGCGAAAGGCGGAAACAGUGAGACUUGAGAAGGCUAUGAAAGAAGAGCGUCAAAGGAAGAAGCAGGAGCAAGAAUCACGGCGAUUAGAUUACGCGAGGGAGGAGUAUCAUAUGAGGUGGAAGAUACUGCUUUCCACCCCAGGCGACGACGACCCAAUGGGGAUCAGUUUCCACAGCAUCCCGUGGCCGGUCGCUGCUGCGUAUCAAUGCACGGCCAACAAAUCAGACGACAAGAAGCGGGCGACGUUUUCCGUGGAUGAUUUGACGGCAGAGGCUAUCUCGGCGUUUCUACUUAAUUUGAUCUCCGGCAGGCCUGCAGAAGAGAGGAAGAAGGAGAAAAAGGAAAAACUCCGGGAAGCGUUUUUGCGAUUUCAUCCUGAUAAAUUUGAAGGUCGGUUCAUGCGACGAGUAGCGAGGAAGGACGAGGAGAAAGUCAGGCAAGCAAUUGGACAGGUUAGCCGUGUGCUUAACGUACUACUCAGUGAGGGACAAUAG
This is a messenger RNA of Laccaria bicolor S238N-H82, 1104 nucleotides long. RefSeq lists its product as uncharacterized. Bases 1 to 1104 code for a protein of 367 amino acids. Lineage: Eukaryota; Fungi; Basidiomycota; Agaricomycetes; Agaricales; Hydnangiaceae. The record is from RefSeq and is a predicted model, not a curated record. Gene Ontology annotation, biological process: canonical NF-kappaB signal transduction. The transcript has 2 exons.